AUAUACGUGCCUGUAUUGCUUCAAUACCUACUCAAUACUCCGACCGAUCUACUUGAAUCCCAAUACACACACAUUCUUCACUCUUCUCACACAUCAAUCAUAUACAUGCCAUACGCACAUACGUAACAUAACCUCUUUACUCAUACCAUGCAUACUCCCUCUUGGUAUAUUUGUUGUCUUGUCCAGCGGUCACUCUAGGACGUGCUUUAGAAGAUAUACAUACAUGCACUAGGUACCUUGUAAUAUUCCGACAUCAUUCGCCAUAGGAAGGAACCGUCCCCAAUCUUUUUUUUUCUGCCCAUUCAUUAGAUUGAGCUACCGCAGGUAAGAUUUAAACCCUUCAUAAACAUCUCCCCUUCCCUUCCCUUCCCUUCCCUUCCCUUUGCCCUCUCAACCUUGUCAAAACUCCGAAUUUUUACUUGGUACUUUGUUCACAGUUUAUUUUUCAUUUUCUCACAAUAUCCAAAGGGCUUUAGAAUUCAUUUCGGAGUUCCUAAUAGAAAUUUUUGAGUGGAUUUCGGGGUCCGUUCCUCGUCAAUUAUUUUACAUUCAACAACCAUUUUCUCAGCUGGGACAAGAUCCCUCCAGCUUCCCCUCCUACCUCCAUUCCCCGGCCUCAAUCCUAUCCUGUGGCCAAAUAUUCUCCUCUGCUCUUCAUUGAGCUCUGAAUCUCUCUCAAAUAUAUACGAAUCAAAAAUCACAAUGGCAGAACAACACACAAAUGGCACCGUGCCAAUAAUUUCCUCAACAAAUGGAGGUGGUAGCUCAUAUGCUGCCCGACAUAAUCUUGCGGAUCACUUUAUCGGCGGUAAUAAGUUGGAAAAUGCUCCAGCGAGUAAGGUUAAGGAUUUUGUAGCGGCUUCGGAUGGUCAUACUGUUAUUACAAAUGUAAGUAAAGGCUUUGGUAAUAUUCAAUUCAAUGACGCUCCGCUAGCCCUCCUGGGACACUGCCGUGGAGGCAGAAUGUUCUGGGGAGACGGAUCUAUAGUUCUAGUUUUCUAGCGCUGGGUGCUAUUGGGUUUUAGGGACUUGUCCUUACUCACCAUGCACAAAUUUUAGCUCGCUCCCUUGGUGCGGGGUUAGGAAGUCGGGGAUUUGCAGAACCGCAAUGCUUUUAGAGGAAUAUAACUAACAACCGGGGAACAGGUUCUGAUAGCAAAUAAUGGAAUUGCAGCAGUUAAAGAGAUUCGAUCGGUACGGAAAUGGGCUUACGAAACCUUCGGAGAUGAAAAGGCUAUUCAAUUCACGGUGAUGGCCACACCAGAAGAUCUUCAAGCCAAUGCGGAUUAUAUUCGUAUGGCAGAUCAAUAUGUUGAAGUUCCGGGUGGUACAAAUAACAACAAUUACGCAAAUGUGGAAUUGAUUGUUGAUGUGGCCGAGAGAAUGAAUGUUCAUGCUGUAUGGGCUGGAUGGUAGGUUUCCUCACAAUUGAGGUUUCAGAGCAGGAUUGUUCAAGCACAGGGAUUGACAAGUUUCUUAGGGGUCAUGCAUCAGAAAAUCCAAAACUUCCAGAAUCCUUAGCUGCGAGCCCGAAAAAGAUUGUGUUCAUUGGUCCUCCAGGUUCGGCCAUGCGAUCGCUCGGUGACAAAAUCUCCUCCACAAUCGUCGCACAACACGCUAAAGUACCUUGUAUACCUUGGUCAGGAACCGGUGUUGACAAGGUAGAAGUCAAUGAGGAGGGUAUCGUCACCGUUAAUGAUGAGGUGUACAAGAAGGGAUGUGUCCAAUCGUGGGAAGAAGGUCUUGAAAAGGCUAAAGAGAUCGGUUUUCCAGUUAUGAUUAAGGCAUCUGAAGGUGGUGGUGGAAAGGGUAUUCGAAAAGCUGAAUCCGAGCAAGGUUUCGAGGCCCUUUACAAAGCUGCCGCCAGCGAAAUUCCCGGUUCCCCUAUCUUCAUUAUGAAGUUGGCCGGAAAUGCCAGACAUUUGGAGGUUCAAUUAUUGGCUGAUGAGUACGGAAACAAUAUUUCGCUCUUUGGUAGAGAUUGCUCCGUGCAAAGAAGACAUCAAAAGAUUAUUGAAGAGGCUCCAGUUACUGUCGCUAAACAAGCCACUUUCCAGGCUAUGGAGAAGGCAGCUGUUCGUCUUGGUCGUCUUGUAGGAUACGUUUCCGCCGGUACCGUUGAAUAUCUGUAUUCGCACUCCGAUGACAAAUUUUACUUCUUGGAAUUGAACCCAAGAUUGCAAGUCGAACAUCCUACGACUGAGAUGGUCAGUGGUGUUAAUUUGCCUGCGGCUCAACUUCAAAUUGCCAUGGGUCUUCCUUUGCACAGAAUAAGAGAUAUUAGAUUAUUGUAUGGAGUUGAUCCUUCAACUACUACCGAAAUCGAUUUUCAUUUCUCUCAAGAGAAGAGCAUUCAAACACAAAGAAGACCAACGCCAAAGGGACACACCACAGCUUGUCGUAUCACAUCCGAAGAUCCGGGAGAGGGUUUCAAACCUUCAAGUGGUACAAUGCACGAGUUGAACUUCAGAAGUAGUUCUAACGUUUGGGGUUAUUUCUCUGUUGGUACAGCCGGUGGUAUCCAUAGUUUCUCCGAUUCUCAAUUCGGUCACAUUUUCGCCUAUGGUGAGAAUCGAUCGGCAUCGCGAAAGCAUAUGGUUGUUGCUUUGAAGGAAUUGAGUAUUCGUGGUGAUUUCAGAACUACCGUCGAAUACUUGAUUAAGCUCUUGGAAACCCCUGCUUUCGAAGAUAACACCAUUACAACUGGAUGGCUUGAUGAACUUAUCUCUAAUAAAUUGACUGCUGAGCGACCAGACCCUAUGCUUGCAGUUGUUUGCGGUGCUGUGACCAAGGCCCAUAUCGCCAGCGAGGCUUGUAUUUCUGAAUACAGAACUUCUUUAGAGAAGGGUCAAGUUCCGUCGAAAGAUAUCCUCAAGACCGUUUUCCCCAUCGACUUUAUUUAUGACGGUCACCGAUACAAGUUCACUGCUACUCGAUCCAGCUUGGACAGCUACCAUCUUUUCAUCAACGGAUCCAAAUGCUCGGUUGGUGUUCGUGCUUUGAGUGAUGGUGGUCUCCUUGUUCUUCUCAGUGGACGAUCUCACAAUGUUUACUGGAAGGAAGAAGUUGGUGCUACUCGUUUGAGUGUUGAUAGCAAGACUUGCUUACUUGAGCAAGAGAACGACCCAACGCAACUCAGAACUCCAUCUCCAGGAAAACUUGUCAAGUUCACUGUCGAGAACGGAGAACACAUCAAAGCCGGACAGGCAUUUGCCGAAGUUGAAGUCAUGAAGAUGUACAUGCCUCUGAUUGCCGCUGAAGAUGGUAUCGUACAACUCAUCAAGCAGCCAGGAGCAACUCUUGAGGCUGGUGAUAUCCUUGGUAUACUUGCUUUGGAUGAUCCAUCUAGGGUUAAGCAUGCCCAACCUUUCUUGGGACAUCUUCCAGAUCUUGGACCACCUCAAAUUGUAGGUACCAAGGCGGCUCAACGCUUCGUACUCCUCCGUAACAUUCUCAACAAUAUCCUUGAUGGUUUCGAUAAUCAGGUCAUCAUGGGUUCUACAUUGAAGGAGUUGAUUGAGGUUCUCAGAGAUCCAGAGUUGCCAUAUGGUGAAUUCAAUGCUCAGUUCUCAGCUCUUCAUGCAAGAAUGCCCCAAAAAUUGGAUGCUAAUUUGACUCAAAUCCUUGACCGUAGCAAGGCCCGCAAUGCUGAAUUCCCAGCCAAAAAUCUGUCAAAGGCUUUGCAAAAGUUCUUGGACGAGAAUGUUGCACCUGGUGAUGUCGAUCUUCUUACCGCAUCUCUUGCCCCAUUGAUUGAGAUUCUCAACCGAUACCAAAAUGGACCAAAAGCGCACGAAUUCGCCGUCUUCUCCGGUCUCCUUCAAAAGUAUGCAUCCGUGGAGCGUCUCUUUUCAGGCCGCACUUCCCGAGAUGAGGAAGUUAUUCUUAAGCUCAGAGAUGAAAAUAAGGAUGACAUCGCCAAGGUUGUUCAAACUGUCCUGUCGCACAGCAGAGUUGGUGCAAAGAACAACUUGAUUCUCGCAAUUCUCGAGGAGUAUCGACCAAACAAGCCAAAUGCGGGUGAUGUUGCUAAGUACCUCAGAGCUCCUCUCAAGAGUCUUACCGAACUUGAGUCUCGUCAAACCGCCAAGGUUUCUUUGAAGGCUCGUGAGAUUCUUAUUCAAUGUGCUCUACCAUCUUUGGAGGAGCGUGCCGCACAAAUGGAGCAUAUCCUUCGAUCUUCCGUUGUCGAAUCAAGAUAUGGUGAGACCGGAUGGGAGCACAGGGAACCUGAUCUUGAGGUUCUUAAGGAGGUCGUUGACUCGAAGUACACUGUCUUCGAUGUCUUACCAAUUUUCUUCGGCCAUAGUGAUCCCUGGGUGUCUCUUGCAGCUCUUGAAGUUUAUAUCCGUCGUGCCUACAGAGCCUACUCUCUACAAAAGAUUGAGUACCACAAUGAAAGUGCCGACCCACCUUUCAUUGUGUCAUGGGACUUUGUCCUGAGAAAGGUUGGAGCUUCAGAAUUUGGAAUGCCAAUUCAAUCCUCUGCUCCCUCCACACCAGCGACUCCUUCAUAUGAAUCCGGUAACCCAUUCAAACGUAUCAGCUCUAUCAGUGAUAUGACUUACCUUACCAACAAGCCUGAUCACGAGCCAACAAGAAAGGGUGUAAUUGUUCCCGUUCAAUAUCUCGACGAGGCUGAAGAGUACUUGCAACGAGCCCUUGAGGUCUUCCCAGUUGCUGGUAGUAAGAAGAAGGGUAAUGGUCUCUUGCCAGAACUUGGUGGCAAGCGCAAGGUUGCACCUCCACGUCUCGAUACCGAAGAUGAGCUUACUGCUGUGUGCAAUGUUGCUAUUCAAGAUGCCGAAAGUCUUGAUGACAAUGAGACUGUCGCUAAGAUCAAACUGAUUGUCAACGAUUACAAAGAAGAACUUCUCAACCGUCGCAUUCGUCGUCUUACAUUUAUCUGCGGUCACAAGGAUGGUUCGUACCCUGGAUACUACACAUUUAGAGGCCCCAACUAUGAGGAAGAUGAGAGUAUUCGUCACAGUGAGCCCGCUUUGGCUUUCCAACUUGAACUGGGAAGGCUUUCUAAGUUCAAGAUCACCCCUGUUUUCACCGAGAACAGAAACAUCCACAUUUAUGAGGCUGUUGGAAAGGAAGCUACAAGUGACAAGAGAUAUUUCACUCGUGCUGUCGUUCGUCCUGGAAGACUUCGUGAUGAGAUUCCUACUGCCGAAUACUUGAUCUCCGAGUCCGAUCGAUUGAUGAAUGAUAUUUUGGACGCUCUUGAGAUUAUCGGAAACAACAACUCUGACCUUAACCACAUUUUUAUCAACUUCUCACCAGUUUUCCCUCUUCAACCUCCUGAGAUCGAACAAGCUCUUGGUGGUUUCUUGGAGCGUUUCGGUAGACGUCUUUGGAGACUCCGUGUUACUGGUGCUGAAAUCCGAAUUAUUUGCACGGAUCCCUCUACUGGCAUGCCAUAUCCUGUUCGCGUUGUCAUCACCAAUACCUCCGGCUAUGUCAUUCAAGUUGAGAUGUACGCUGAGCGUAAAUCCGAGAAGGGUGGUGAGUGGGUCUUCCAGAGUAUCGGUGGUACCACAAAGAUUGGUUCCAUGCACUUGAGACCAGUAUCUACUCCUUAUCCAACCAAGGAAUGGUUACAGCCAAAGAGAUACAAGGCUCAUCUUAUGGGUACUCAAUACGUCUACGAUUUCCCAGAGCUAUUCAGGCAAGCCAUUCAGAACAGUUGGGUUAAGGCUGUUCGCAAGCACUCUUCUUUGGCUGAUAAACAACCACCUACUGGCGAAUGCAUCGAGUACAGUGAGCUUGUAUUGGAUGACAAUGAUGGUCUUGCUGAGGUCUUGCGCGAGCCUGGUACCAACACUCAUGGUAUGGUUGGUUGGCUCGUAACCGCCAAGACACCAGAAUAUCCUCGAGGCAGAAAAUUCGUCAUCGUCGCCAAUGAUAUCACUUUCAGAAUUGGUAGUUUCGGACCCAAGGAAGAUCAAUUUUUCCACAAGUGCACGGAACUUGCAAGAAAGAUGGGCAUUCCACGUAUUUACCUUUCUGCAAACUCUGGUGCUCGUAUCGGUAUGGCUGAAGAACUCAUGCCUCAUUUCAAGGUUGCUUGGAAAGACCCCGAGAGACAAGAAGCUGGAUUCAAGUACCUUUACUUGGAUACCGAUACCAAGAAGAGAUUUGAGGAUGGCAAGUCUAAGGAUGUUAUCACCGAGGAGAUUGUCGAAGAUGGUGAGACGAGACAUAAGAUUGUUACCAUUGUUGGUGCAGAAGAUGGCCUUGGUGUUGAGUGUUUGAAGGGUUCUGGUUUGAUUGCUGGAGCUACUUCAAGAGCUUACGAGGACAUUUUCACCAUCACUUUGGUAACUUGUCGUUCAGUUGGUAUGUAUUUUCUUCUGAGGUUUAUGGUCAUUUUUGCUAACGCUUUUAGGUAUUGGUGCAUACUUGGUUCGUCUUGGUCAACGUGCCAUUCAAAUCGAAGGACAACCCAUCAUUCUCACCGGUGCCCCUGCCAUCAACAAACUUCUCGGCCGUGAAGUUUAUACCUCCAACUUGCAACUUGGUGGUACCCAAAUCAUGUACAAGAAUGGUGUCUCUCACAUGACUGCCAAUGAUGAUUUCGAGGGUGUUUCCAAGAUUGUUGAGUGGAUGGCUUAUGUGCCUGAUAAGAGAAAUAGUCCUUUGCCAAUUGGACCUGCUGCUGACACUUGGGACCGCGAUAUUGUCUACACUCCACCUGAGAAGCAACCUUACGAUGUUAGAAACCUCAUUGCUGGUAAGGAAGACGACGAAGGAUUCAUGUCUGGUCUCUUCGACAAAGACUCUUUCGUCGAAUCCCUUGGCGGUUGGGCAAAGACUGUUGUCGUCGGUCGUGCUCGUCUUGGUGGUAUCCCAAUGGGUGUCAUUGCUGUCGAAACUCGCUCCGUUGAAAACAUCACACCAGCUGAUCCCGCAAACCCUGAUUCGACUGAACAAAUCACUAAUGAAGCUGGUGGUGUAUGGUAUCCUAACUCUGCUUUCAAGACCGCUCAAGCUAUCAAGGAUUUUAACAAUGGUGAACAAUUACCACUGAUGAUCCUGGCCAACUGGAGAGGUUUCUCUGGUGGUCAACGUGAUAUGUACAAUGAAGUUCUCAAGUAUGGAAGUUAUAUUGUCGAUGCGUUGGUCAAAUAUGAGCAGCCAAUCUUCGUUUACAUCCCACCGUUUGGUGAGCUUAGAGGUGGUUCUUGGGUCGUCGUUGAUCCUACCAUCAACCCAGAGUACAUGGAGAUGUAUGCUGAUGAAGAUGCUCGUGGUGGUGUUUUGGAACCAGAAGGUAUCGUCAACAUCAAAUACCGCAAAGAUAAGCAAUUGGAGACCAUGGCCCGUCUCGAUCCAGAAUACGCCGAACUCAAGAAACAAUUACUAGACAACUCUCUUGGUCAAGAAAAGUUGUCUGAGAUCAAGCUUAGGGUUGAGCAGAGAGAGAAGGCAUUACUUCCUGUCUACACUCAAAUCUCACUUCAAUUCGCUGAUCUCCACGAUCGUGCUGGGCGUAUGAAGGCAAAGGGUGUCAUUAGAGAUUCAUUGAAGUGGAGAGAGGCCAGAAGAUUCUUUUACUGGCGUGUACGAAGACGUGUCAACGAGGAGUACAUCCUCAAGCGCAUGUUAUCCGCGAACUCGAAAUCACCAAAUGGUACCAGACCAGAGAACUUGAGAAAGCUUGCUGCCUGGACUGGUAUCCCAGCUUUCGAAACUGAUGACAAGAGUGUAGCUAUGUGGUACGAGGAGAACAGAAAGGUGGUUCAUGAGAAGGUUGAACAUUUGAAGAUUGAGGGUGUAGCUGCUGAGGUCGCGGCAUUGCUUAGAACUAGCGGACCGGGUGCUAAGGGAGGAUUGAGUGGUGGUGCUAUGGCUGGUAUCAGACAAGUUUUAUCUAUGUUACCCGUAGAAGAGAGAGAGGAGGCAUUGAAGUUUCUGGGGAAGUCUUAGGAGUUUCAUGACUCGGGCGUGGUUUAGGGGAAAUCGAUAAGAUAAUAUGACUAUACGGUCAUGAGGCAAGAUGGGACGGGGAACAAUGAUAAUGAUUGUGGGAUGCGGAAUGUGGAACAAUGAAUAGUUAGUGCUGUUAAAAGAUAGAGGAUGGCUAUCAAAGGACUAGAGGAUGAAACAACUCUUUGUACUGUGUAUUACAAUUUCUCUCGUUUUAGCCAUGCUUCUGGUUUUUGAUAAAUGGAUGGAUGGACGCCUGAUGAAUUUUAAAGCACUGCACCGCGUUGCGAUGGUAGAAAUAGCAUAUAGCAUAUCGAUAUUUUUAGAUUCACGUACUUUAUCACUUGUUCUGGUUUUGUG
Sclerotinia trifoliorum is the source of this 8295-nucleotide messenger RNA. Lineage: Eukaryota; Fungi; Ascomycota; Leotiomycetes; Helotiales; Sclerotiniaceae. The record is from the annotation of a GenBank genome assembly.